AUGGUGAAAAGAUUUAUAUUCAUUUUUUUGGCAUUGAAUUUGCUUGUUUUAAGUGGCGGGGUUGAUCAUGCGGAAGCCAAAGCUAGAAGAAGUUUUUCAGAAGUUGAUCAGAAACUGAAGCUUCUCAACAAGCCUGCACUUAAGAGUAUUAAGAGCGAAGAUGGAGAUAUCAUUGACUGCGUUGACAUCUACAAACAACCUGCUUUUGAUCAUCCUGCAUUGAGGAACCACACUAUUCAGAAGAAACCCAAUUUCAAUUACUCAGAUGAGACUUUAAGAACGAAAAACGGGUCGUCUUCUCCAGCGGCGCCGCCGCUAUCUCAAACGUGGCAAAAGAGUGGAAGUUGUCCGGAGGGAACCGUUGCCAUUCGCAGAACUCAAAGGGAAGACUUAUUGAGGGUGGCUUCCCUCGAGCACUUGGGAAGGGACGGCCCCCCGCAAUAUUCCUCUGCAUUGAACACAACAUACAAAAAUGGUAGCUUUGUAUACCUUAACAACGGAACCAGAGUCGAAAUCACUGAAUUUGCUGGCCACUCGAGUGCAUUUCUUAUUACAGCGGGGUAUAAUUAUAUUGGUGCUAGAGGAUUCGUAAAUGUUUGGAGUCCAAGAGUUGAAUCGUUGGAUGACUAUUCUUCGGGUCAAAUUUGGCUUAAACAUGGUCUUGAAAGUGUAGAAGCAGGCUGGAUGGUCAACCCAAAGUUAUUUGGUGAUACAAGAACCAGACUAUUUGGACGUUGGACCUUGGACGGGUACCAGAAGACGGGUUGCAUUAACCAAUUUUGCGCUGGGUUUGUACAAACAAGCAAAAGGGUCGCCUUAGGGGCAGUUAUUGAACCUUUGUCACAGAGAGGAGGAGCCCAAUAUGAGAUCAGCAUCCGCAUGGACCAUGAUCCAGAUAGCGGGAGUUGGUGGCUACAGGCAGGUGACGAAAUACUAGGGUAUUGGCCGGGAAGUAUCCUCAACUAUUUGAGACAAAGUGCAAUCGUUGUUCAAUGGGGAGGAGAUGUUUAUAGCCAGAAGGUGAAGGGAAGCAAGCCCCACACUGCAACAGCAAUGGGGAGCGGAGAGUGGCCAACUGGUCUCUGGGGAAUAGCGUCUUAUAUUAACCAGCCCAGGAUCGUCGAUUAUUCCCUCCAGGUCAAGUACCCUGAGUGGGUCCACAGUUUCUCCGAGGAGCCCGACUGCUACGCCACCUAUAACUACCAAAAAAGUCUUGCGUUCGAACCUGUUUUCUACUUCGGCGGCCCUGGUCGGAACAAGUAUUGUACAUGA
Molecule: messenger RNA, 1272 nt
Organism: Corylus avellana
Lineage: Eukaryota; Viridiplantae; Streptophyta; Magnoliopsida; Fagales; Betulaceae
Product: protein neprosin-like
Source: RefSeq, a predicted model, not a curated record